Molecule: messenger RNA, 1822 nt
Organism: Aureobasidium vineae
Lineage: Eukaryota; Fungi; Ascomycota; Dothideomycetes; Dothideales; Saccotheciaceae
Source: the annotation of a GenBank genome assembly
AAUGGCGCCAGCCCGCAAGAGCAGUUCGUUGCCGGAAGGGUACAAGGAAGAUGCGUCCAAGGGACCCAUGCUUCGCUUCGAGGAGUCGCUGCCACGUCUGCCCGUUCCAACCCUGGAAGAGACAGCAAAGCGCUACCUCAGAUCAGUGCACCCUCUUCUGAGCAAGCAAGAGUACGCUCAAACAGAAAAGGCCGUCAACGACUUCCUCGCUCCCGACAGUCUCGGCCAGACGCUGCAGAAGCGCCUGCUUGCAAGAAGGGAGGAUCCCAAACACAAGAAUUGGAUUUACGAGUGGUGGAACGAUGCCGCAUACCUUGCCUACCGUGAUCCCGUCGUGCCCUAUGUCUCCUACUUCUACAGCCACCGCGAUGACCGCAAGCGAAGAAACCCCGCAAAGAGAGCCGCUGCCAUCACCUCGUCCGUCCUCGACUUCAGGAAGCAGGUCGUUGAAGGCACUCUUGAGCCAGAGUACAUGAAGAAGCUGCCCAUCGCCAUGAGCAGUUAUGAGUUCAUGUUCAACUGCUGUCGUAUCCCCGCUAAGCCGGCCGACUACCCCAAGCAGUACGCUCCUAACGACCACAAGUACAUUACCGUCGUUCGCAAGAACCAGUUCUUCAAGGUCAUGCACGAGGUCAAUGGCAAGGAGCUCACCACUGCCGAAUUGGAGCAGCAGUUCCUGCGCAUCUACCAAUUGGCCGAGGACACUCCCGCUGUUGGUGUCAUGACUACUGAGAACAGAGACACCUGGACUGAGAUGCGCGACGCCCUGAUUGCUCAGAACCCCUCCAACGAGGCCGCUCUCCAAACCAUCGAGGCAUCGUCCUUUGUCGUCUGCUUGGACGAGGCAAGACCGGUGACACUCGAAGAGCGCGCCCACCAAUACUGGCACGGCAAUGGUGCAAACCGCUUCUUCGACAAGCCGCUCCAGUUCAUCGUCAAUGACAAUGGAACUUCAGGUUUCAUGGGUGAGCACAGCAUGAUGGACGGCACACCCACCCACCGCCUCAACGACUACAUCAACAUGCUCAUCUUCAACAACAAGCUCGACUAUGACAACCCUUCAGUCCGCAGCAACCUCCCCGAACCCACUCCCAUCCGCUUCGAUCUCUCNCCCUCCAACCUCGAAGAUGUUGGCCGCGCUCAGUCGCAUUUCACAAAGGUCAUUGGCGAGCACGAGCUCAAGGUACAAGCAUAUCAAGGCUACGGAAAGGGCUUGAUCAAGAAGUUCAAGUGCAGUCCCGACGCAUACGUCCAGAUGAUCAUCCAGCUCGCCUACCACAAGUUCUACGGCAAGAACAGACCCACCUACGAGUCCGCCGCCACCCGCCGCUUCCAACAGGGACGCACCGAGACUUGCCGCACCGUCAGCGAAGAGUCCGUUGCAUUCACCGACGCCAUGGCCAAUCCCGAAGCCACACCCGACGAGUGCAGACAAAAGCUGCAAUCCGCCAUCAAGCAGCACGUUGCCUACAUCAGCGACGCCUCGGACGGCAAGGGCGUGGACCGCCACCUCUUCGGUCUCAAGAAACUGCUCAAGGAAGGCGAACAACUGCCCUCCAUCUUCAGCGACCCAGCCUUUUCCUACUCAUCCACCUGGUUCAUCUCCUCAUCGCAACUGUCUUCGGAGUACUUCAACGGCUACGGCUGGAGCCAAGUCGUCGAUGAGGGCUGGGGCAUCGCCUACAUGAUCAACGAGAACAGUCUGCAGUUCAACAUUGUGUCCAAGAAGCUGGGAUCUGAGCGCAUGAGCCACUACAUUAAUGAGGCUGCAGAAGAGAUGAAGGAGCUCAUGCUUCCUACCAUUGAGACCAAGGCCAAGCUG